Molecule: messenger RNA, 4543 nt
Organism: Paramuricea clavata
Lineage: Eukaryota; Metazoa; Cnidaria; Anthozoa; Malacalcyonacea; Plexauridae
Source: the annotation of a GenBank genome assembly
AGACCAAUGACGAGUGAAUUAAGGCUCUCGGUCUAAAGAAAAGUAGCCUGCGAGAGGCUCUCUGAGGAAAGAGAGCCUGCAAGGAUCCCUAUGAUGAUUGCGUGCCGCCCUUCAAUUAUGAUGUCACAGGUAAAUUAAUAACAACCAAUCAGCGCAGACCGAAAUACACUACGAUAUUGUAAACAUAAACCGAUUCGUUAAUAGUUCCGUAUACAGACCGCCACUGUGGCAUACUAAAAAAGUUAAAACGGCUCGAGGUUUUACAGUGUAAUAUAUGAAGUUGUACUUUUUAUUACAAUCUGCAUGUGGUUCUCCUGUAGGCACAGUAAGUUUAAAGUUGUAUAUUACCCGCUAACAAAUUUAGUUAUUUGGAAUUGCUUCGUGCUGCAAUAUAUAAUAUAUACUGUAUACAGUCUAUAUAUAUAUAUAUAGUAAUAAUAUAACUUACUGAAAUUUAUGGCUUGGUGAGACAUGGACAUAUAGGAUAUACCAUGGACAUUGGACAUAAUUUAGUAAUAUGUUUAUAGUUGAAAUUUUGCAACAAAAAGUGGAAUUGCAGUAAACAUGCAUGUGCUAAUUAUUGUAAACAAAGUGACGAGUAAAUUACUGUACAUUUUAACGCCGCAUACUUAUAAAUAUUAAAUAGUCAGUAUAACAUUGUAAAACAAGCUUAAUACACACAAUAUGCACUGAAUAUUAUCAGAAUAAUUCCCAAUUUUGUUUCAUAAAAGAGAAGCGAUAUAAUGCCUUGUCCCUAGAUUUCGGUUUGCGAAGUUUGCAGUCUUUCUUAAGCAUUAUUCUUAGCCUAGGAGUCAGAGAAGCCCAGGACACAAUAAAGCAUGCAAGCUUUUAGUAUUCGUCUUUAUAUGAAUACUAUAUUAAUUUACAGUAAAAAGUCAACCAGGAUCAAAAUACAUGACACUUUUAUCUCCGCAUUGCCGCAAUUCCGAAGCUUUGCUUUGCUCGGUUUUACAAACGGGAAGUGCAAGUUUAUGGAAGCUUGUCAAUCACUUCAUAUCAAUCAGUUAUCAACGAAUCAGAGCUCUGCGUCCAAAUAUUGGACGCAUGCACGCAAUCAUCAUAGGGAUCCUUGCAGGCUCUCUUUCCCCAGAGAGCCUGCUCGAAGGCUAAAAGAAAAGUGAUCGCAAUUAUAUUCUCCCAAAAAAGAAUGCUGAACGGCAGACUAAUAAACGGAGCUCAAUAGAUCGGUGCACAAGUGAAGGAAUCCAAGUCUACAAUACUGGUAAAAUUCACUGGUUAGCGUAAUCUAUUGGAGGGCUCCCAGUAAGUGUCUACGAUAGCUUAUAUGACUUGACUGAAUCAACCGAUAAACAAUUAGCGCAAUGCUAUUACAAUUGCAUCAACCAGACAGGCCAAUUACACAUUGAAAUGGCUUCAGUCCAGAAGCAGAAUGGAUCCACCGAUUGUGGUCUAUUCGCUAUUCCAAAUUGGGUUUUAAGUAGCAAGUGGAAAUAAGUGUUCUUUCACCAGUCAGCAGUGAGAAAUCACUCGGUCGAUUGCCUGGAAAAGAAAGAAAUCUUGUCGUUCCCUCGUGCUCGAAAGACGGCUGCAGUGGCAAAAACAAUGAAAAACAAUACGUUGUGCUUGUCAAUUGCCAAAAUAUGGCGACAUGGUCCAUGCAGAGUAAUAUUUGUGACAUGCAGUGGCGCCGCCAGCUCGGUAAUUUGGGGGGGGGGGCAAUAUUCAUAUAUUCGUGUUCACAGACCAUAAAAACCAUCGAUUUCAAAAGAAGUUAAUAAUGCAGAACACGAAGAUAUGAAUAUUCUCCCCCCCCCCUCCCCCAAUUAUCGAGCUGGCGGCGCCACUGGUGACAUGUGGUACAAUUUACUAUAUGUACGAAUAUACACCGAAGUCCCAAAGAAUACGAAGGAUAGCUUUGCCAGUCAUGUACGCCGCUUUGUUAAUAUCAAUUGAACUUUGAUAUAUGUACAAGAACUUAACUUAUAAAUUUAGCUUAGCAUUUUCCUUGUAGUAUACUGUAAGAUAAAACUGCUUCAGUGCAAUAUUUAUUAAUCUAAAUGUCGCUUUAAAAAUCGUUUCGUGUUCUUCGCUUAAAGCUUAAAGUUAAAGUGAUACAGCUAUUAUGCAUUAACGCUGUCUUCUGCAAAACUGGCCAAAUUUAAUCAAACGCGAAAAAUGGAGUUUUCCUUCGGAUAUGAACGCAUCAUGUAUUCGUUGAUGCAAAUUGCGACAGCGCAUUUGCAAACGACUAUAAAUAUGAGCAGCCUGCUCAGUAAGACAUCACGUGAAGCACUACACUGGCAAAACACGUUGGUUUUACAUCUGUAAAUAUCUAUUAUCAAGUCUGUUCUAAUUGUAGUUUCGUUUCUUGUUUUGUGCCACUUUGUUUUUCUUUACUAGGCCGUCGAAUCCUUAGUCCAGCAGACAUGUGCGUCCGGUGUGGUAAUAGAGGCCACUGGAGCUCAAGCUGCACCAAGUUUGCCUCGACACGAUCCAGUCAGCUUGAACCAGGAUAUUUUCCCCAAUCGACAGCCCCGAGCAGCUCAGGGGACAGAGUCAACGUUAGCCGUUAAUCCAUUGCACGAUGUUUAUGAAGACAUAAUUCAGGUACAACUUUCCUUUAAUACCUGUGAAUAUAAGCAGCCAUCUAGCAAUACCCCGGUCGCGUCUCUAAAAGUAAAAGGGAGACUUAGAGCUCAUAUUCAAUUUUGGAAGGAUAUAAAAGCAUCAGAUUUCAUCAUUGACACUAUCCAGGAGGGAUACAAGAUACCUUUCCGCGAAUCUCCACAUCCAGCUAUUUUUUUUUAAAUAACUCUUCUGCUUUUGAUAAUUGGCAGUUUGUGUUUGAUUCUAUCACUCAAUUACUAAUUACUAACAGAAUUGUUCAGGUGGAAGGACAUGACUUAAUAGUUUGUAACCCACUUUCCGUCGCUACUCAGCCAGGUGGGAAACAGCGCUUGAUCCUCGAUUUAAGAUAUGUGAACAAUCAUGUCUACAAGCAAACUAUAAAAUUUGAAGAUUGGCGUACAGCCUUGCAGUAUUUCGAAAGCGGGUCCUUUUUCACAAAAUUUGACUUGAAAUGUGGGUACCAUCACUUGGAUACUUUUUCUGAGCAUCAGCCCUAUUUGGGCUUUAGUUGGAAGAUGAAUGGCGAGACGCCAAGUUAUUUCAUGUUCACUGUCCUGCCAUUUGGGCUGACCACAGCUCCCUAUAUAUUCACAAAACUGUUACGGCCUAUAGGUAAACAUUGGCGCUCUCAGGGGAUAAGUAAUUGGGUUUAUUUAGACGAUGGAUUUGAUAUCGAAAGAGAUAUAGAAACUUGCACAAGCAAUUCAGGCUUAAUUAGCUCGGAUCCGUGUAGGGCUGGCUUGUUAGUUAAUGACGAGAAUGCGUCUGGCAGCCCACCCAAUCUCUUACUUGGUUGGGGUUAAACCAGAAUGGGGCACAGGCACUAUUAGUGUUACUAUUAAACGCAUUGAAAAGGUUGACAAGGCCCUUCAGAACUUGGUCUCCCACCCUAAGACAUCUGCACGAAAGUUGUCUUCGGCUGUAGGAAUGAUUAUAUCUAUUGUUCCAGUUAUGGGUAGCUUAACCCGUAUUAUGACUCACCAUUGCCAAAAGUUGAUAGCUUGCUCACCUUCGUGGGAUUCUUUAUUCGACUUAGAUCGGUAUUGCAUUCUGGAAUUGGAAUUCUGGCAGAGCAACCUUAAAACUGUUAAUUGCCGCUCCUUUACCCCUAAACCAGCGGCCACCAAAACAUUCUUUUCUGAUGCUAGUCAGCUAGCUAUAGCUUCCGCUACACAUUCAGGGGAUGGGAAACUAAUAGCCCACCGCAUGUUUGCAGAAUUAGAAAGGGCUGAAAGCCCUACUUUCAGGGAAUUGGCUGCCAUAAAGUUUACCUUAGAGGCGUUUGAGCCCGCUUUACAGCAUUCUAAGGUAAAAUGGUUUACAGACAGUCAGGCAGCCGCCAAAAUCAUUCAAGUAGGGAGCAUGACAUUUAAUUUGCAUCAGAUGGCUUUUGCCGUUUUUUCCAUUUGUCUUAAAGCUCGCAUUGAGUUAGAUAUACAAUGGAUUCCCCGCUCUUUGAACGAAAAAGCUAAUUAUCUGAGCAAUAUGAUCGAUUAAGAUGAUUGGGUUAUCACGCCCCAAUUGUUUAGGUUGUUGGAGGGAAAUUUUGCCCGCAUACCGUAGACUGUUUUGAUGACUAUAACAAUUGCAAAGUGCAAAAAUUCUAUUCAAGAUUUUGGAUCCCUGGCGCUGCGGGCAUAGAUGCAUUUUUUCACUCAUGGGGGUGGGGGGGGGGCUUUUAGUACCCCCGGUCUCUCUUGCUUCUCGGGUGUUAGUGUUUAUGCACAGUUGUAAAGCCCAAGGCACCUUUGCAGUGCUCUACUGGCCUUCUGCCCUUCUCUGGCCUCUUCCUAUUUCUCGGUUUUCUGCCUCCAUCAAGGAUUACAUUGUAUUUGUUGGUAACUCAGUUUUAAUGCAUGGCAAUAAUCGUAAGUCCCUUCUUGGUUCCAGCUCGUGGACAGGGUAUCUCACAGCUUUUCGUUUAAAUUUCUCG